AUGGCCUCUUCGAUGAUUUUGUUUGCACUGGCUAAUAGCCAAGCGACAGCAGAGGCACCGACAACGGCGGUCUACAAAGGUAUCUAUGACGAGGAACUGGACAUCAUCGACAACGUCACAAUGGCUAACCAAACAGUCACCUCCGUCAACCCAGCCUUACUGAAUUCUGAGAACAAAACUUCGCCAGGUUAUGGGGUGGUAAUCAGCUCUACGGUGACUGGCAUCUUCAGCGCCGUGGGCACCAUAGGCAAUGGCAUGGUGAUUACAGCCUUCUGCACGUACAGACAGGUUCGAACGUCCGCAAACUCCUUCAUCCUCAGCAUCAGCAUCAGUGACAUCAUCAUCACCGGUUUUCAGUACCCAGUAGGGAUGGCCUCCAGCAUCAUCGGUGCCCCUUCUCUCGGACACGCCAUGUGUCCCAUACUAGGCGCCUUAUUCUUUUUCAGUAUCUACGUAUCGUCGUCCUCUAUGGUCCUGAUCGCCUUCAACAGAUACAUACACAUCACCAUGUCAACAGACACAUAUAGGAAACUGUUCAGCCCCUUCAUGUCGUUUUUGUGGAUUUUGUUGUCGUGGGUCGUGAGUGGGUUGUUGGUAGCUCCUGCAUUUCUAGGCUACGACGAAUUUGGCUGGAACAAAAACCGAAUCUGUAGCGUGAUGGAAGGCAGCCCUUACAGUCCUCAAUACGUGUCCAACAUCUUUGGAGCUUUCUACUGGCUGGUGUUCUGUGUGGUAGUCUGCCUCUAUGUGAGGAUCUACCUCUUCGUGAAAAAAUCCGUAGUGACGAUGGCAGCGAAUCAAAACGUUGCCAACCCUGGGCAGUACGUGUCAAAAAGAAUGCUCAAACAAACCAAACACAUGUUCAUCAUCUUCAGCAUCUUCACCGUCUGCACGGCCCCCGGGGUGCUGUUUUUCAGUAUCAAUGUACAUGUGGACUUCUUGCCGUUUGCAGCGAUAGUAGUGUCGUUCACGCUGUACCGCUUGAAGUAUGUCCUGAACCCUUUCCUGUACGCCUGGAAGCUGCCUUUGUUCAGGCGUGCUUUUAAGGCCCUCAUUCGCUGCAAGCGGCAGCUGCCGUUUCAGGCUGGAGCUCCUGUGAACUAA
Branchiostoma floridae (Florida lancelet) is the source of this 1104-nucleotide messenger RNA. Its product is annotated as melatonin receptor type 1B-A-like. Gene Ontology annotation, biological process: G protein-coupled receptor signaling pathway. NCBI's taxonomy places the organism in Eukaryota, Metazoa, Chordata, Leptocardii, Amphioxiformes, Branchiostomatidae. The record is from RefSeq and is a predicted model, not a curated record. Bases 1 to 1104 code for a protein of 367 amino acids. The transcript is spliced from 4 exons. Gene Ontology annotation, cellular component: membrane. Gene Ontology annotation, molecular function: G protein-coupled receptor activity.